UUCAGGAAGGAGUCCUGCUCCUUUUGGUGUGUGAUUCAUAGCAGGACUGCACUGCUCCACGUCAGACAGAAACAUGCAGGACGGAAGCUCUCCGAGAGGCCGGGCCCUCUCUGAAGAGCAGUUUAGCUGCUCCAUUUGUCUAGAGGUGUUUGUGGAGCCCGUCUCCACACCCUGCGGCCACAGCUUCUGCAAGGCCUGCCUACAGGGCUACUGGAACCACAGUAAGAAGUUCAUCUGCCCCAUGUGCAAGAAGAGGUACUCCAGAAAACCUGAGAUGAGUGUCAACAGGGUCCUGGCUGAGAUCUCCUCACAGUUCCAGGGGCUGAUGCUGGCCGGAGGAGCUGGAGGAGCUGGAGGAGCUGGAGGAGCUGUGGGAGCCGGGGCUGCUACCAGGGGAUCCACACUGAAUCUGAGCUCAGAUACAGGCUUUGGGGGCUCUUCAGGGCCCGACACCGGGGAGUUUGCCCAGGCUGGGGAGGUUCCCUGUGAUGCCUGUAUCGGGAGGAAGUUAAAGGCGCUCAAGUCUUGUGUGAAUUGUCCUGGGUCAUUCUGUGAGGCCCACCUGAAAAAUCAUAAGAAGGUGAAGUCUCUGAUAUCGCAUCGCCUGAUCGAACCCACUUUUCACCUGGAGGAGAAGAUCUGUAAGAGACACAAACGUCUUCUGGAGGUCUUCUGCCGCACAGACCACACCUGCAUCUGCACAGUCUGCGCUGAGACCACGCACAAAUCCCACGACAUUGUCUCGUCUGACCACGAGUGGAAGAAGAAGAUGAGUAUUGUGGGGAAGAAGAGGUCGGAGCUUAAACAUUUGAUCAAGGAGAGAUCCAAGAAACUGGACGAGAUUAAACAAUCCAUAAAAGUCAUCAAGGCCAGCGCUCAGAAGGAGUUGGAGGAAAGCUGGCAGGUUUAUGCGGAGCUGCAGCGUAUGGUGGAGCAGAGUCAGGCGGAGUUGGUGGAGCUGAUCACCAUGAGGCAGCGUGAUGCUGAGCGCCACGCUCAGGAACUGGCCCGAGGAUUGGAGAACGAACUCAGCCAACUGAGGAGGAGGAACAAUGAGCUGGAAUCCUACACACAGACCCAGGACAAAGUGGUCUUCCUACAGAACCUGGCGACGCUGCAGUCCCCACCAGAACCCGUUGAUUGGUCUGCGGUCAGCAUCAACACUGACCUCUACCUGGGAACCAUCCGCUCAUCUGUCAGCAGCCUCAUUGACAAGUUCCAGGAGGAGCUCAAAAGGCAGUACGGAAAAGAGCUCCGGAAGGUGCAGAACUAUUCAAGUGAGGUGAUUUUGGACUCUGCCACGGCCCAGAAGAACCUGGUUGUGUCCGAAGACGGUCGCCAAGUGAGAUAUGAUGAGCAUAAGAUCUCUCACACUGACGGUCCGAAGCGCUUCAACCCCGCUCUCUUUGUCCUGGGCCGAGAGGGUCUCACCUCUGGGCGACACUACUGGGAGGUGGAAGUGGGGCGCAAGACUGCCUGGACGCUUGGCGUGGCUACCGCCUCUGCACGCCGCAAGGGUGAGAUCAAGCUGAGUCCUGAGGGGGGAUACUGGUGCCUGUGGCUGAAGAACGGGGAGGUGAAGGCUUUAGCGUCGUACCGCCUGCCUCUAACGCUGCCGUCCCCAAUCACUAAAGUGGGAAUCUUCCUGGAUUAUGACGGAGGCCAGAUUUCUUUCUAUGAUGUGAAGGCUCGUCUGCAUCUCUACAGCUUCCUCGAUACCUUUAAUGAGAGUCUGUACCCAGUCUUUAGCCCCUGUCUCGACCAGGAGGGGAAAAACUCUUCUCCUCUCAUCAUAACCACUGUUAAACACACCUGAGACCAACAGCCAGUCAAAAGCCUGGUGAAUCAGUCAGUAUGGGUUAAACCUUGAUAACAUCUUUAGGACAAAAAGUGCAGAUACUUAUUUUUUUCAUUUUGAACAUGUGAUUUCCUCCUUUAUUUGAUCUUAAAAUAUGAAUCUCUUUUCAGUGAGCAAUGGCAGUUACAGUUGUUUGCAAAGGACUUUACCUCAAACAACUUUCAUUCUAAUGAAAUAAAAACAAAACAAGUGACUUUGCAUAUCAAAAGUACCCGCUGCAACGCUUCCUCAUCAUAUGGACGUGUUCUUGCAUUUGUCAAUUAAAAUCAGGCUCAACACAGAUCCUAUAAAGGCUGUAGACCUACCAAGUGACUGUCUCGAAGUAAUAAAAUGGAAGCAAGCAUCGUGUCAUCAGUUUUAUGUCAGAAGAAACCAAAAUGUAACAUGGAUGGUAUUUUGUUUUGACUGACUUCAUAUUACAGAGAAAUGUAUUUACAAUUUGCUUCUUUAAUAGUAGCCAAUAGUUAUUUUAAACUUUAUACAACUUAUCUCAAAUUUUGUGUAUACAUAAUAAACAACACAGAUAUUUUUCUGUAAAAACAUGUGAAGGAGUAGAGAAGAUUAUUCCAAAGGCCAAAUUUGUCCUGAGGUUUUUAAUUUUGGCAGCACAUGUUAAGAAGAUUGAGUUUGAGUAAUGCUGUACUUUCCCUACUUAUCUUUGUUUACCUCUAACUAUAAGUCUGUGCUGACUUUACAGAUUAAAACAAUGAAGUUGAAUAGAUGUAAAUGUAAUUUCUAAAGUACUAAAGAAAUAAAAAAUAUUUCUGUCUGUUCUGUAGGAAUGUGACAUUGUUUGUAAUUUUUGUAAUGGACUUUUUUUUUUUUUUUAAAACAAAAGCUGGGUUAGGCAACAUUGCAGCUAGAUUUAGAUUUAAGAAGUAUCCAAAUUAAAAAAAUCUGUCUUCCUCCAAAGCCACUACCCCAAAACACAUUUUCAUGCUCAGUGAGUGCAAAUUAAAUGAUUGGCUAUGCUUAUUACAGCCACAGAUACCAGAGUUGUUUUUUUCAUUUUUGUGUCAGAGCAUUUGAUUUAUUGAUUACUGUUGGUAUGUAAAGAGUUUCAAUAAAUAUAACAACAACAAAAAUACUUUGCCUUCCCCAGCUUUAAUAUAGACGCAGAGUUAUUUCAUGAAUCAUGAUACUAUGUUCUGUAUUUUUAUAUUAAACAUUCGCUUUUGUACUUUCUUUCUGAACUUGUUCAUUAAAGAUCAUAAGUCACAAACGAA
This is a messenger RNA of Micropterus salmoides (largemouth bass), 3084 nucleotides long. It is a transcript of the gene btr12, whose product is annotated as bloodthirsty-related gene family, member 12. The transcript has 8 exons. Gene Ontology annotation, molecular function: protein binding; zinc ion binding. Lineage: Eukaryota; Metazoa; Chordata; Actinopteri; Centrarchiformes; Centrarchidae. The record is from RefSeq and is a predicted model, not a curated record. Bases 74 to 1816 code for a protein of 580 amino acids.